Molecule: messenger RNA, 1335 nt
Organism: Pararge aegeria (speckled wood butterfly)
Lineage: Eukaryota; Metazoa; Arthropoda; Insecta; Lepidoptera; Nymphalidae
Gene: MESR6
Product: UPF0489 protein C5orf22 homolog
Exons: 4
Coding region: 163-1302 (379 amino acids)
Source: RefSeq, a predicted model, not a curated record
CAUUAUGUCAGUGUCAAAAUUAUAACUAUUUAUUAUCGAGAAGUACCUACCGAAGAAUUGAAAUAUCAUUUCCCGAUAGAUAUUUAUAACAAAAAUAUUUCAAUGCAAAAAUGUUAUGACUUCCGGUAACCACCUGUAUAUGCGAUUUUUGUUGGAAUAACAAUGAAUGACCACACUGAUCUCAACAAAAAAGAAACUUUGAAACGAUUCAAAAAGAUUCCAGUUCACGUAGUAGAAGAACACAAUGAUGCUCUUCAGUUUAUAUAUUCCGCUAUAGGAGGCAAAAAAUUGCCGACAGAGGGCACAACAUUGCUGCAUUUAGAUGCACAUCCAGACAUGCUUAUAGAUCGUAAAUUAAAGGGGCGAGAAGCUCGCUCUGGUAGAAAACUUUUGCCAUUAUUGCAAAUAGAAAAUUGGAUUGUGCCCGCGGCGGCAGCUGGCCAUUUAGGUCGAGUGGUAUGGCUGCGGCCACCGUGGGCGAAGCAAUUUACCGACGGCACUCGCGUUAUACAUGUGGGAGACCACCCUGCGACAGGCUUGCUUCGCAUAGACAGUAAAGAGCCUUAUUAUUUGUCGGACGCAUUGUAUUCAACGAAACUGCUCAAUGAAAAGGCAUUUACAUUUACCGUUGCAGAGCUAUUGGAUGUCGACGAGGAUCGUAUAAAUAAAUUGGCUCUGAAUCUUGGAAUCAGUCAGCCGUAUGUUCUUGAUAUAGACUUAGAUUUCUUUAGUACUGGUAAUCCGUUUCUUAAUUUGUUCGAGGAAAUUGGAUUAUACGAUCGAUUGGAAACAAUCUUCAGUUCAAAUCUCCCGUCUGUUUGUGACGUUAAAACGCUAGAAGAAUAUACAGAGAUAAGAGAAUCCGAAUUACAAGAACUCGAAAACAUAUUUGUACAUUUAGAAAAGUUUGGCGAUUUAAGUCUAUACAAAGGAUCGAAUACAGAUAUUUAUAAAAAGGUAUGUGAUUUGGUCAAAGUUGUCACUGCGGAAGCGAACAGACUGGGUCAAACUCCUGACUGGUGGAUGAUAUACGCGGCAGGCUGUACAAGAGACCAAGGUGGAUUGCCGUAUCACAUUAGCACGGAAGAACAAAUAGAAACAGCUAUUAAGAAAACUUUAAAACAAUUCUUACACAAUCUGCCUCCGCCUGUUUUAAUUACCGUCGCUAGAUCUACGGAUGAUGGAUACUGCCCGUCAGACCAAGUGGAUCUGAUACAGUGUCUUGUACUGGAAACAGUCAAAGAUGUUUUUGAAACGGACGAACCCAAUUUACAUUAUCUUAAUACUUCCAAUCAAGCUUGAGUUGUUAUUAUAAAAUAAUAUACUAACCUUUAC